GUUAAAGCAUUUAGCACAUGAUCCGCCGGCGUAAACACUGCCGGAAAAUCACAUAUUAAAAACGAGUAAUUUUUUGCUGGCAUUAAUUUCCUCCACUUUCCACUCCCGCAUUAAACCAAAUUUGGUUUUCUUUUUCCCCAUUCAGAUCAGAUUUUGAUUUAAUUUCAUUCUAUAUAUACAUAUCUUUCGAUAUUGAGUCAACAUCUUGGUUUUUCUCAGUCGUAUCAACUUUCAGUUAGAGCUUGUUCGUGAUUUCACUUGAACGAGAGUUUGAUAUCAAGAUCCACAUUUGAAGCGAUAAACGAACAUAUUGCACAACAAAUUUCUUGUAGUGAGUGAAGAAGAUGAGUGAGGGACAGCGGUUUCAGCUGGGAACAAUCGGCGCGUUAGGUUUAUCUGUGGUUUCUUCGGUUUCGAUUGUAAUUUGCAACAAGGCGCUCAUCAGCACCCUUGGUUUUACUUUUGCUACAACUUUGACAAGCUGGCAUCUUCUAGUCACCUUUUGUUCGUUGCAUGUGGCAUUAUGGAUGAAUUUUUUUGAGCAUAAGCCUUUUGAUCCUAAAGCUGUCAUGGGCUUUGGCAUAUUGAACGGGACCUCCAUUGGGCUUUUGAACCUUAGUCUGGGUUUCAAUUCUGUGGGGUUUUACCAGAUGACCAAAUUAGCAAUCAUCCCAUGCACUGUACUUCUAGAGACUCUUUUCUUCAGCAAGCAAUUCAGUAAGAAGAUCCGUUUCUCACUUACUGUCCUCCUCAUGGGAGUUGGUAUUGCAACUGUAACCGAUUUGCAGCUCAAUGUCAUGGGAAGUGUUUUAUCGCUUCUGGCAGUCAUUACAACUUGUGUUGCUCAGAUAAUGACAAAUACCAUCCAGAAGAAGUUCAAGGUUUCUUCAACUCAACUCCUGUAUCAGUCUUGCCCUUAUCAGGCUCUUACUUUGUUCAUCAUAGGCCCAUUUUUAGAUGCCCUUUUGACGAAUCAGAAUGUUUUUGCUUUCAAAUAUACUCCUCAAGUGCUGGCUUUCAUUGUCCUCUCUUGCCUCAUAUCCGUCUCUGUGAACUUCAGUACUUUCUUGGUAAUUGGGAAGACAUCUCCGGUGACUUAUCAAGUAUUGGGUCAUUUAAAAACGUGCCUAGUUCUUGCUUUUGGCUAUGUUUUGUUGCACGACCCAUUUAGCUGGCGAAACAUUCUUGGCAUCCUCGUUGCUGUUGUUGGUAUGGUACUCUAUUCUUAUUUCUGUACCCGUGAUGCCCAGCCAAAGGCCAAUGAAGCAUCAACACAACUGUCUCAGGCAAAGGAGAGCGAGAUUGAUCCUCUGAUAAACGUGGAGAAUGGAAAUGAAAGCAGUCCUCAGAAAUCAGCAGCAUGGAGUUCAGAUAAGGACUUGCAUGCAUGAUAUGUUGAUUUUAGGUAAACAUGAUAGCGGAUAAGAGACCCUUUCGAUCCAGUGAUGAAGAUGUUGCUGUGAUGAGGUUACAACUGGUGUGUGUGUGUGUGUGUUUGUUUCUUUUUUCUUGAUUGAAAAUAACACUUGCUGCAACUUCUUGUUAUAUUAUUUUGAUCAAAGUUAGAAGAAAUAUUAGAUUGUUUGCAUAAGUAGAUUCAGUUAUUGCUGCAUGAAGAAGUGGAAGAAGAGUACAUCUUCAUUGCAUGUUUUGUGGGUGUAUUUGGAUUGAAUGCAAAUAGGUAAAGAAAGUUCAUCACUUUAUUUGAAUGUAAUAUGUUAUUUUUCAGAAGAAUAUUCUGUCA
Cynara cardunculus var. scolymus (artichoke) is the source of this 1744-nucleotide messenger RNA. RefSeq names its product UDP-xylose transporter 3-like. The coding region runs from base 345 to 1391 and encodes 348 amino acids. Lineage: Eukaryota; Viridiplantae; Streptophyta; Magnoliopsida; Asterales; Asteraceae. Gene Ontology annotation, cellular component: Golgi apparatus. The record is from RefSeq and is a predicted model, not a curated record. Gene Ontology annotation, molecular function: antiporter activity; UDP-xylose transmembrane transporter activity. The transcript is spliced from 9 exons.